GGGUUAUAGCCAGUAACAAUUGACUUAUAACCUACCAUUGAAUAUAUAUUUUAAUAUAUAUUCUGAAUAUUCAUUGUGUAUAUUUGUUUUCUAAAAAAUAUAUUAAUCAUUGUCUCGAAUUAUGUGAUUAAACAUCUUUUUCUUAGUCUAUAUAGUAACUAUUAAAAGGAAAAGGCAAAAUAUACUCGUACUAAAAUUAUAAUGGAUUAACAUAAAAGUAAUAAGGAAGAAUGUGAAGGAGACAACAAUUUCAAAUUCAUUAUAUUUCAUUCAAAUUUUUGCCAUAUAAAUAACGUUAGAAAGGAUUAGAAAAUAUGAAAGCAUUCCCACAAAUUAUUGUAAAAAUUUGUCCAUUUAUUGCAUUGAUAUAUAGUAUAGCUGUUAUCAUUCUAACAACGUAUAUUAAUGAAAAGCUUACUCCAGUUUUCAUCUUUUUUUGUGUUCAAGUAUAUCUAAAUUGGUAUUCGGUAUAUACUAUAAGUCAUAACGCAACAAUUAUGGAAGUUAAAACUAUGGGAAAGAAGUUAUUAAUAUAUAAUGAGGCAGAAGAUAAUGUUGAAUACAAAUAUUGGUAUUGCGAAAAAUGUAUUAAUUAUACAUGCAAACCAACACAGCAUUGUGUUUUUUGCAGGAAGUGCUUCCAUUUUCGUGAUCAUCAUUGUUUUUUCUUGGGUGCCUGUAUAUUAAGACAAAAUAUAGGUAAUUUUAUUCUAUUUUGUUUUUAUACAUCUCUGACAUGUAUAUAUUCAUUGUGUACUCUUGGGCCAUACUUAUAUGACAAUAUUAAUCGUGUAAUAAGAACAGAUACGGAUUCCUUCAAUAUAUUUUUGAAUUUCUGUUUUCCUAUUGCUCUUGUUAGAUUAUUGCAUUCUAGAGAAAGUACUUACAUACUACUUGUAAUAAUGUUUGACAUAUUAGUCUCUAUCUUGUGUAUUUGUUUGGUAUAUGCAACAUGGAAAUUGCAUAGUUGUAUGUCAGGUAAACAACGGUAUGCAAAUAUAUCAGGAAAACAAACUUUAAGAGAAAUUUUUGGAAAUUAUGGUCUUUCAAAUAUUAUUUUCCCAUAUAACGGUCUUAUAGGGACUAGAGACCUUAAUGGGAGAUAUGAAUUAAAGCAAAUAUAAUGCAAAAUGGAAACACUUAUUACAAAAACUAAUUAUUAAAAUAUGUUUAUACAUCUUUUCAUGAAUGUGUAUACAUACAAUGAAAUACACGUUUCUUAUUUACUGUAAA
Messenger RNA from Bombus terrestris (buff-tailed bumblebee), 1233 nucleotides. Its product is annotated as palmitoyltransferase ZDHHC22. Gene Ontology annotation, molecular function: palmitoyltransferase activity. The record is from RefSeq and is a predicted model, not a curated record. The transcript is spliced from 2 exons. Lineage: Eukaryota; Metazoa; Arthropoda; Insecta; Hymenoptera; Apidae. The coding region runs from base 315 to 1124 and encodes 269 amino acids.